AGAGUGGGCCCAACAGCAACCAGUUUCAUAAUGAAGGGGAGGAAAAAUGGUGAAAACAGAUUUCUGGGACCGCCACCAAGAGGCAGCAAAACACUGCAGCACGUGUGAAACCUGGAAAAGUGUUUAGACAUUCAUCUUGGAUGAAUGGACCAGGCUCCGCCCCUCCAGUGAAGACCUGAGUCCAGCUACAGUGUUCAGAGACAUACUCAGACACCUGAACUCAGCCGUGUCCAUCCCGCUCCUCAGGAGUCUACGGCAACGUCAGAGCCAAGAUGGGGCGGAAGGAAAUCAUCUGCAGCUGGAAGAAAAGCAUCAGCAACAUCAAGGAUGUGUUUGACUUCAAAGGGAAAAUGGGAUCGGGGUCAUUUUCGGAGGUUUUCAUGGUGAGGGAGAAGACAACAGGAAAACUUUAUGCCCUGAAAUGUCUGAAGAAAAAACACCUCACUCAUAGCAACCUGGAAAAUGAAAUCAAUGUGCUGAGGAGGAUAAAACAUGAGAACGUUGUGGGAUUGGAGGAUUUCUACGAGAGCCGGACACAUUACUACCUGGUUAUGCAACUGGUCUCUGGUGGGGAACUUUUUGAUCGCAUUUUAGACAAGGGUGUUUACACAGAGAAGGACGCCAGCAAAGUGAUCAAACAGGUGCUGCAGGCUGUCAGCUACCUGCAUGCAAACAGCAUCGUGCACCGGGACCUAAAGCCAGAGAACCUGCUGUACUACAGCAUGGAUGAAAAUGCCAAGAUCAUGGUCAGUGACUUCGGUCUGUCGAAGACGCUGGAACAUGGUGUGAUGUCCACGGCCUGCGGGACACCAGGAUAUGUUGCCCCUGAGGUUUUGGCUCAGAAACCCUACAGCAAAACAGUGGACUGCUGGUCAAUCGGAGUCAUCACCUACAUCCUGCUCUCCGGCUACCCUCCAUUUUUUGAGGAGAACGAAACUCGUCUGUUUUCAAAGAUCAUGAGGGCUGAAUACGCCUUCCAUUCACCUUUCUGGGAUGACAUCUCUGAGUCAGCCAAAGACUUUAUCAGGAAUAUGAUGGAGAAAAACCCCACAAAACGCUUCACCACUGAACAAGCUCUCAGACACCCCUGGAUUGCUGGAGACACAGCUAAAAACAUGGACAUCUAUCACUCCGUCUCCGAGCAGCUGGAGAGAAACUUUGCCACAUCCAAAUGGAAGCAAGCCUUCCAUGCUGCUUCUGUCGUCCACCACAUGAAGAAACUGCAGCUGUCCCAAACUGAGCCCACCACCUCCCCACUCCCAUUGCCCAGCAUCCAAGUCCAGUCCUCCUCCCUGAAUGAUGAAGAGCCCUGCCACAAAAGGGAGGACUCCCUUGACCCCAAUGGGAACCCUGUUCCUGCAACCAGUCAUGUCUCCUGCAGUAACUCCACACCAGCCAUAAAUCUCUGCCCACCAGUGAGAACCAGCCACAGUGAACCUGGAAGUGCCCUCACCAUCGAUGAACUGGAUGAGGUCCGCAGCUUUCAUUCAGAGACCGACGCUGCUUUCAGACCAUCUAAGAGCCUGGACGUCAUGGCUCAGAGGAAUGACCCGCCUCUUCAGUCUGGAGUCUGUUCUGUCAUGUGAUUGGCUGAUUUACCUCACCUGACUAAUGCAGUUUGUGUGAUGAGUCGGCGGCUUUCAGUGAUGGAUCUUUCUUCUGGACAUGGAGGCGAUGUGGCGCCUGCUGCUGAGCUUCAUCAUGUCUGCUUUGGUCCUCUGCUGCAGGAAAAUGCCCAUUGAGGACUGCGUGUACAGUUUGAAAAACACAGAAUUCAGAUGACUGUUUACAUCCAGUGAAGGCUGAACACAUUUCAAAUACUUGUGAUGUUAUUCGUGUCCUCAAAAUGACUUUAUUGACUCUUACUGGCAAUUUGUUACUUGAUAUCUGUAAACUGCUUUGUUUUUGCUAGAUUUAAUUGAACUG
This is a messenger RNA of Melanotaenia boesemani (Boeseman's rainbowfish), 1926 nucleotides long. Its product is annotated as calcium/calmodulin-dependent protein kinase type 1D-like. Gene Ontology annotation, cellular component: intracellular anatomical structure. Gene Ontology annotation, biological process: peptidyl-serine phosphorylation. The coding region runs from base 273 to 1586 and encodes 437 amino acids. Gene Ontology annotation, molecular function: calcium/calmodulin-dependent protein kinase activity; ATP binding; calmodulin binding. The transcript is spliced from 15 exons. Lineage: Eukaryota; Metazoa; Chordata; Actinopteri; Atheriniformes; Melanotaeniidae. The record is from RefSeq and is a predicted model, not a curated record.